UCCAUGCGUAAACCAAAGGCUUGAAUUGACUUCAAUUCAGAUACAUGGUACACAGCAUGCAGUUUGGCGAAACGGUCAGUACGACGUUCAUGUCUGUCGUUCUGGACCCUUCGCACGGUGCCGCGUGGAUCCGGGGUAUGAAGCAGUGGUUGGGCCUCUGUCUGGAUGCAGCUACAUCGGAGCAUGGCAUGGUGCCCGGGAGAGAUGAUCGUCAUCUUGCCGCAGUGUUACACGUGCUUGUCACGUUUACUAGUACGCAGUCCUGGUGCUCGCCCGAAGUGACAUCUAGUCCAAUUCUGGUCAAGCUGUGUGAUAUGUUUCUGGCGCACCUGUGUCGAGAUGGCGGGCUUUACACUCGCUUCGGCGAAAUGCUCAAGCGCCACGGGGCAAAUCUUGGUCACCCGCAGCUUUUGGCAGUGGUCACCCUAACCUUGCGUGGUCUGGGAUUAGAUGCUGCGAGAGAACAGAACAUGCUUGCGCAGUUCGUGGUCCACGUCCUGUGUGUACCUGUCUUCGUGCAUCGCAUCCAGGAAACCUCUCCUGAGAUGUUGAGGCUGAUGGCAAAAAAACGGGUGAUCUCCAGGAGCCUUGGACUGCUCGCAGCCUGUGAUGGCUCAUCAGACCGGGUUUUUGCUCAAGUCCGAACUUGUGGAAGCAAUGCCUUCAUCAGCCUCCUUGGGAACGUGAUACACCUGGUUCAUACAACGCUUGGAAAUUCAGAGGAUAAUCCUGGGCUGCUGGAUGCACCGGACUUUCGGUGCAAUGUGGUAACCUGCGUUGUGCGGCUGUUGGAUGAAUGUGUCAAAGACGAUCAGUCGGAAAGUUCAGGACCUGGCAAAUUGUCCCUGAGUGUAUGGAACCCGAUUCUUGGUUGGAGCAGUGGACCCAUAACCCGUGGCAGUCAUGAGACGUUGCCGCUUGUGUUGACGCAGCUGGAGCGGUUGUGGUCGCUGCCCAUACUGAAUUUCGUCUUUGAAGAAUUACGCUUGCGCGAUCCCGUGAUGGAUGGCGACGAUAGGAUCUAUGAGUUGUCCGUUUCGACGACAAGUGCAUCGUCUUCGGCUGUGUGGUCCGUUUCUGGUAUUCGUCAACUGCUGUUCAAUUCGGGAAGCAGUGCAGCGAGUGGACAGCAACCGACGACGAGUCUGUCUCAGGUGCUUCAGCCUCAGGGUGACUUGUCCUCGUGGAAGUUGGAUGGAUCCGAAGUGGCUCCAGUAACAUCCGCGGCUCACAUGUACAAUUCUGCUCUGCGAGUUCUGAGACAACACCGGAUAGGCAUUCUAUCAGGUUUGUGCGUUAUGAACGGGUCAUUGGUGGCCGGCAUGUGGCGCAGACUUUUCCGGAAGCUGGGUCAUGGCAUUGGAGGACUUGGACAGUGGCUUGACCUAUUGUCGGGCAAGAGCAAACCCAAAAGCAGUUGGCACCUUCUUGCACUCUUUUGCGAUGCCUCAGCACAUUUACUUACAAUUCUCGACGAGGAUGAACUGUACGAGAAGCAGAAGCCAUUCCGGCAAGAUGAGCUGGUGGCGAUUGCGGCUUUUGUGAAUCGACUGGUAUUCCAAGCAGUGUACUCGUCAUCUGCCGACGAUCGGGAGACGGCUGGGCUUCCACAGUCGGUGCUGGCACUGCUGUCGGUGAUGUACCAAAGAGAUGCCCGAAGGAAGUUUUGUCCGUCCGGCCAUUGGCUCGUUCCUGAGGCAUGCACUUCGUCCUUCCUGACUGACGUGGACAAAAUGCGGACGAGAGCCAAACGUGUGAUGCAAAUCAUUCCGCACGUGGUGCCACACACGCAUCGCAUUGUGCUUUUCCGCGAUUUGGUGUCCAGAGACAAGUCUGCGGGAACGUGUACCGCUGCCACGUCGUGCACGCUCAUCACUGUCCGGAGAGGGUAUCUCGUGGAGGACGGUUACCGCCAACUGGCUGGUCUUUCGGGUGCCCAACUCAAAGGUCCUGUCCGCGUGAAGUUUGUGAAUGUUCAGGGGCUGGAUGAGGCCGGGAUCGACCAGGAUGGUGUAUUCAAAGAAUUUUUGGAAGAAACGGUGAAGCGAGUGUUUGACCCUCAAAUGAAUCUCUUCCGGGCAACUGCCGAUGGUUGCCUGUACCCGUCGCCAACUGCCCGUCUCACGGCUGGUGAAGCUGAAUGCGACCACUUGUUUGAAUUUGUUGGCAAAAUGCUGGGAAAGGCCGUGUAUGAAGGAAUCGUUUUGGACGUCAAGUUUGCGCAGUUCUUCUUGUCUCAGGUGGUUUCGUCUGCGUUGGGAACCUAUGCUGCGUAUUCGUGCUUGGACGAACUGCCAUCGCUCGACCCAGAAUUGUACAAGAGCCUUAUCUUCAUCAAACAUUACGACGGGGACGUGAGCCAGCUAGAACUGACGUUCACGUGUGACGAGGAUGUGCUGGGCCAAAUCGUGACGCACGAGUUGGUGGAGGGUGGUCGGAUGGUGAGCGUGCAGGAUGACAACCGGAUUCUAUAUGUUCAUCGCAUGGCUGAGUGGCGUGUGCGACGCCAGCUUCACGCCCAGGUCACCGCCUUUCGCAGGGGAUUCUGUUCACUGAUCAGGCCUGACUGGCUCGCGCUCUUCUCUACGACGGCUGAUGUCCAGCGCCUUCUCUCGGGUGGCGAUACCUCCGACAAG
Messenger RNA from Notodromas monacha, 2636 nucleotides. The record is from the annotation of a GenBank genome assembly. NCBI's taxonomy places the organism in Eukaryota, Metazoa, Arthropoda, Ostracoda, Podocopida, Cyprididae.